Cotesia congregata is the source of this 714-nucleotide messenger RNA. Lineage: Eukaryota; Metazoa; Arthropoda; Insecta; Hymenoptera; Braconidae. The record is from the annotation of a GenBank genome assembly.
AUGGAUCCAAUGUCAUCAACAAAUGAAAUCGGAAUGCAUGAUACUAAAUUGGACAUGUAUGACGAUGUAUUAUACAAUAUUGAUCCUCAAAAUGUCGAAGGAGAAAUGACCGUAGGAAGUACAAGACAGCAAGCUAAUCUUGGAGAACCUGAAUUUAAUACUUUAGAUGAACCUAUUAAGGAUACGAUUCUCAGAGAUCUUAAGACAGUUGGUAACAAAUUUUACCAUGUUAUUUAUCCAAAAGAAAAGUCAAGCUUACUUAAAGAAUGGGAUCUUUGGGGUCCUUUGGUGUUAUGUACGUUCAUGGCAAUGAUCUUGCAAGGUUCUGCUGAUGAUACAAAUUCAAAUGAUGGUGGACCAGAGUUUGCAGAAGUAUUUGUAAUAGUAUGGAUUGGAUCGAUGAUCGUAACAUUAAAUUCUAAACUAUUGGGAGGAAAUAUAUCGUUUUUCCAAAGUGUUUGUGUCCUGGGUUAUUGUCUAUUACCAACGACAAUAGCUCUCAUUGUAUGUAAAAUUAUUCUUCUAUUUGAACAAACAACUUAUUUAUUUUUUAUUCGCUUAGUUGUUGUAAUUGUUGGAUUUGUUUGGGCCACUUACGCGUCAACGGCUUUUCUUGGUGACAGUCAACCACCUCAACGGAAACUUCUGGCAAUAUAUCCAAUAUUUUUGUUUUAUUUCAUUAUUUCCUGGUUAAUUAUUUCUCAUUCCGCAUAA